AUGGCAUGUAACCCCUUGCCGUACAAAUGGGAACUUGACCCGAUAGCUUGUCAAAGAUGGAUUUCAAGCACCGAGGCAGUGUUUGUAAGAAGCAGAUGUGAAGUGGAGGAUCAAGUGGUGUUUGCUACGGGCCUCCUACAACUCCAAGCAAAGGAUUGGUGGGACACACAUUCGAAGGAAUUGGGGGAUGACAAAAUUCAAGAAGACUUCUUACGUCUUCGACAAAAGGAUGAAACGAUCGACGAAAUAACGAAUAAAUUCCUCGAGAAGGUGAAAUUUUGUGGGGAGAUAGCGGGGACUGAAAGGUUGAAAAUCAUACGUUAUCAUGCUAUGUUAAAGGCUGAAUAUCGAGAGUUUGUAAAUCCCUCCAAGUGUGCAACGUUGAAUGAAUUAAUUGACUGGGCAAGAGAUAGGGAGAUCGAGUUAAGAAGGCAAGUUGAACGGGGAGAGAAAAGGGUGGCGGAGAAGCUCACCAACACAAACCCAUCGAAAAAGGCAAAAUAUCAAGAUCAAAACAGGAAAGGGAAGACAAGUAGUGGGAUUCCGACUUGCAAGACAUGUGGGAAGCAUCAUUCGGGUGAAUGUUUGUUGGGAAAGAAAGGAUGCUAUAAAUGUGGGCAAGAUGGACAUCCGUAUUAUAGGUGCCCCGAAAACUUAAAAGCGUGUUACAAUUGUAACCAAACGGGGGCAAAGAAAGAUGGAAAGAAGGAUUAG
This is a messenger RNA of Helianthus annuus (common sunflower), 714 nucleotides long. RefSeq lists its product as uncharacterized. NCBI's taxonomy places the organism in Eukaryota, Viridiplantae, Streptophyta, Magnoliopsida, Asterales, Asteraceae. The record is from RefSeq and is a predicted model, not a curated record. The transcript is spliced from 2 exons. The coding region runs from base 1 to 714 and encodes 237 amino acids. Gene Ontology annotation, molecular function: zinc ion binding; nucleic acid binding.